Messenger RNA from Lingula anatina, 6829 nucleotides. RefSeq lists its product as uncharacterized. Gene Ontology annotation, molecular function: actin binding. Gene Ontology annotation, biological process: cellular component organization. Lineage: Eukaryota; Metazoa; Brachiopoda; Lingulata; Lingulida; Lingulidae. The record is from RefSeq and is a predicted model, not a curated record.
AUAGUGUUCCCCAAGUCAUAGUGUAUUCAGGUAGGAAACAGGUAACACACAGAGACGCAACUAUGGAGCUCAAGAACGUUGGAUUUAUCUGUAGAGACCCUACAAGAGCACUAUAUGCUGUCGCAUGACUGUCAUACUACAGGAAUAUGUUUUUAUGAUACUCCCGCCUGUUACGCUUGGAGUUCGUAUUUUUUACUGGAGUUAAAGUGACGUACCAAUUCUAGUUGCAGUCAUGACUUCACAAACGUCAGGAUUGGAUUACAUUGUGGAGAAUAAGGAAUUCAUUACCAAGUUAUCAUCGGCUCUCGAUACGGACAAUGUUACCACAAAAAAGCAAGUUUUUGAGCUGCUUUCCGCUUUGUGUGUAUACUCAACGGAAGGAUACGCGCGGGCAGUAGAGGCCUUGGAAUGUUACAAGACACAGAAAAAUGAGAGGUACAGAUUUUUCGUUAUUAUCCGGGAACUCACAGGAGACGGGAACGCCCAAUAUAAGACUUCUCUUCUCGCCUUUAUCAAUUGUCUUAUCAUCUCUGCCCAAGAUAUCAAGGUUAGAGUACGGAUAAGGAACGAAUUUAUAGCGCUGAAGUUGCUAGAUGUUCUAAACCAAUUACGCAUCGUUCCUUUUUCUUCUCAUUUCAGAAAAGAACAAGACCAAGAUCCCGAUCUGACAGUUCAGUUAGACGUUUUUGACGAAGAAAGGGCGAAUGACGAUGAACAGUUACAGCAGCAGUACCCAGAAGGGGUCGAUCUGGGCAACCACCUGGACGUGUUCUACGCAAUAUUUAACCAGGUCAGUGGCACCCCUCAGGAGCUCCCCUUUCUGGCCACCUUACAGCACCUUCUCCAGAUUGACCCUACAGACACCAUCAGCGACGUGGUGUGGGACACCAUCGAGAAAUUGGUCUACAGGGCCACGCUGCUGGAAAAGACAGAGGACUCACAGAGAUUACUCAAAGCUGGCUACAAACGGCUGGAGAGGGCCGUACAGGGAUCUGAUGAAUCUGAUGCAGCAGGGAAUCGAUCCCGAACUGAAAGUCAGUCGGAGUCUACGGUGGCAUCGCCACGGUUAAAGGAUACGGAUAAAAAAGGUGCAAUAGGCCUCCAGGACAUGGGAACACCCCCACCUCCCCCACCCCCUGUACCCGGUGCAAUUCACAGUAUUCCACCACCCCCUCCCCCACCUGGACCAGGGGGUGUUCCCCCACCUCCACCUCCCCCAGGGAUGGCACCUCCGCCAGGACCACCCCCUCCACCAGGGAGCCUAAUAAAAAGUGGACCAGAAAUAACUCUACCUCAGCAGCAGACUCCUGCCCCAAAGUCUAAAAUGAAGAAACUUCAGUGGCAGAAAAUUCCUGUCAACCGUGUGGUUGCUUCUAAAAAUGUAUGGACCCAAGCUGGACAAAUGUUUAAUGGCUACAAAGUAGACUUUGAGGAAAUGGAAGAGUUGUUUUGCCAGCAGGUUCAUAAGCCUCCCUCUGCUCAGGGGACUAAAGAGACUAAUUCUCCAUCAAACACCUUAGAGAAGAAGAAAAGAGAAACUGAGAUCAGUUUACUGGAUAGCAAGAGAAACCUGAAUAUCAACAUAUUUCUAAAGCAGUUCAGAAUUCCACAUGAUGAAAUUAUAAAGUUACUUAAGGAGGGGGCAAGUGACAGGAUUGGGGCAGAAAAACUGAGAGGCCUGCUUAAAAUUUUACCUAAUAGCGAUGAGAUUGAAUUGCUGAGGACUUUUGAUGGGGACAAAGAGAAAUUAGGCAAUGCGGAAAAAUUUUACCUGCAGUUGUUGACUCUACCUAGUUACAGACUUCGUGUAGAAUCUUUGCUGAUCAGGGAAGAAUUCAACAACAACAUGGACAACAUCAAACCUUCUAUAGAGGCAGUCAUCAUGGCUGCAAAAGAACUGAAGGAAUGUAAAACCCUCCAUGAAAUCCUCUAUUUGGUGCUGGUAGCUGGCAAUUUUCUCAAUUCAGGUGGUUAUGCUGGAAAUGCUGCAGGGUUCAAGCUGACGUCCUUGCUAAAGCUUACAGAGAUCAGAGCCAACAAACCCAGAAUGAAUUUACUGCAUUAUGUCUGCUUGCAAGCAGAAGAGAAAAACCCAGAGCUUUUGACACUCACUGACAAAAUGAAGUACAUCAAAGAGGCCUCACAGACAUCUUUGGAAUCUCUUACUCUUGAUAUUAGUGGACUGCGUGACCGAGUGAUUGCAAUAUCAGAACAACUGGAGAAAGAAGGGGGAGAAUUCUGUGAACAAAUGGCUCCUUUUCUGAGGGAUGCCAAGCUGGAGAUCCAUGAACUGCAAGAAGAUUUGGUGGACAUUGAGAGACUGCGUGUGGAAUUAUGCGACUUUUUCUGUGAAGAUAAAGCCACCUUUAAGAUUGAGGAGUGCUUCAGGAUCUUUAACACUUUCUGUGAUAGGUUCAAGAAAUCAAUAGAGGAAAAUAAGCAGAGAAAGAUUCAGGAAGAGAAAGCUGAAGCUAGACGAAAACAGAGAGAGGAACUUGACAGCAAAAAGCGUCCCACUGGUGAAACUCCCACCAGAGGUCGCCAGCCAUCGGGAGGUAAAGCAAAUGUUAGUGCAGAAGAUGAGAACCCGCUGGAACAGAUACAGGGGUAUAUUCGUAGUGGUUUUGACAACAAAAAACUUCCUGAAGCAAACUUCUCAGUAACAAAGGUGACCAAAAUCUCCUUAGAUUCCCAAAAUGUGUCAGCUGGUGUUAACAGCGGAACAGGUGACAUUGCAUCAAAGCAUAAUUCUGCUCCACGUAAACUGACUGCAAUAGAUGAGAACAACAUGUCUGAUGAGAGCUCCAAUGGCGACAGUCUUGAGGAUAGAAGUGAGAGUGAUCUACUCAAUGAAACCCCAGGCCAGAAACGUGUUAGAAAAGCACAAGGAGGCGAUGAGAGUUUGCUGGACUUUUUGCUCAGUGCAAGUGAAGACCCAAGCAAAAAUCACUUGAAACCAGAGGGUGAUUUUGAGCGGCUUGGAAGUUUUCGCCGAAAGCGGCAGCAGAGGAGAAGUGGGCACUUGGAAUCAUUUGGUUCAGGGCGUGAAAGGGCACCAUCUCCUCAUGUUGAUGGGGAUAAAACACCUGCAGCGACAACGCCCUCUAGUGAGAAACCAGAAAGACGAGGCUGGAGAAGUAGGUUUGAAGAUGGUGAACUUGACAAGUAUACUUCCAAAUCUAUCUCGGUUCCCACAAAAACAACCAAUCCACCACCAACCAUAGUAACAGAUGAUGGAGAACCAGAUGCGUCUCUGCAAAAAGAAAGACGGUCUCGCCUUGAGAGGCGAUGGAGAAGUAACAUUGAAUCAACAGAUGUUGACACUGCAACAAAGGGCCAUGAAAAGAAAGUUGCAAUGAGAAAGACUGAGGAACCAGCAGUUGUUAAACCAGAUCCCAAAAAGAUUCAUGCUGAUAGCAGUGCUGUGAGCAGGUUUAAAGACGUCUUUGAAAGUAAGACAGGUAGCACUUGUUCACAGCAGGAAAAAAGUGCCAGCCAGACUGAAACUGUUACUAAAACUGAAACUACAGCUAAAACUGAAACAACAGCUAAAACUGAAACUGAAACUGCUAAAACUGAAACACCUGACAAGAAUUCCGUGGUUGAAAGACGUGCCCGACAGGGCCGCCGAUGGAGGUCACACUUAGACCCUGCAGAACUCCACUCUGCUCUUAAGACAAUAGUUGAAAAGGAAAAAUCAAUGGAGAAAAUUGGUGAGGAUGUCAGUACAAAAUCAGAAGAGACUAAUCAGACUACAGAUAAACAAAUCAAUGAGAGAUCCUCAACAAGAGUACCACAGAGUUCCACUGAAGGCUCUGAUUUUAAUACUGUGAUACAGAAAAUAGAAUCGGUCCAGAAUGAUGCAAGUGACAGUGAUAAAGUUGAAGAGGAAAAUAAGAAAAAUAGACCCAGCACACUGGAUGUGCGCCCCAGCUCCUAUCCACCUAGACUUAGACGUUGGCAAAGCAAUAUUGAAAAGACUGAUAUAGACCAAGUCCUGAAAGCAAUAGAAAAAACAGGGAAGGAAAUAGAACAGAUUGGUUCACCUCGUGCUCAGUCUAGCCCAAUGGAAAAAGAAAAGGCCACUCCAACAAAAUCACCACAACUAUUUUCUCCUUCUAGAGAUAGUUAUAAACCAUCAAUGCAGAGGGAAAGCUUGACUGAGAGAGCAUGGCUUCAACAUUCGACUUCUUGGAGGGGAAAACGAGAGGAUGGAGAAGAAGAGGAAGAAGACACUUCACCCAGACAUUCCUCACGCAGGCAGAAAGUUUUAAGUACUUAUGAUAACAUAAAUGGAAACAUAAGUGACAGUAAAUCCAAUGAGAAACGCUUUAGUACUUAUGACAAUUUGAACACACCUGAAGCUACUACACCUGACCACAAACCAUCUGAAGCUUUGAAAGAACUGAAAGCAGAACCUGAUGAAAUACUUUCCAGUCUCCGCAGAAGAAGGCAGCCAAAUAUGUUUGAUACAGCUGAGGACCCUGUCACUCCACGCCCUAGAGGGAAUGCAAGAAGUAUUGGUCGAAGCUUGUCCAGUCGCUUGUCUCAUCUUUAUAGUAGCGACAAUGAAGAGCCAUCUCCAUUCACUACAACUGGUAGCAGGCCCAGCUCUUCACAUGAUCCAGAUGUUGAGAAUAAAAAUACGGAAAAGGCCAAGAGUCCAACUUCACCAACUUCUCCAAGAGACAUCAAUGACAACAAAGAGGAAAAGAAAAUGAAUGAUAAAGCUGACAUCCAUUACCAUGGUGUGGAAAGCAACGAUGAAGGAUUUGAGACACAAUCUGAAACAGUUUCCCAGAGAACCUCGAUGAGCAGUACUUUAGAAUCAGAGUUGCUGGACAACAAAAACAUCAAUCGUAAGUCACAGGAGAUUUUAGAAUCUGGGUCAUUUGAUGAGAAUGAUGAAAUGAGAAAUGAAGGAGGUAUGACAGCUGCUGGUUCGACUGACACAGUAAUUCCAAACACUGGAGAUUCCCUGGAUUCAGCAACAGAUGUCAGUGCUUCUUUCACUCUUCCUUUGCCUGGAAUGGAGAAUGGGGACCAGGAUAAACCAGAAGAUGAAGAGUGGACUGUGAUAGAGACUGUAGAACAUGUGGUAAAAGUCAGUGAUCUUCCAGAAAAUGUUCGCCAAAGCCUAGGUAUAGAAGUUUCUGCUGAACCUACGGAGCCAACUCCAAAAGCACCACCAAGGAAAAAGACUGCAGGUGUGUCUAAAACAAGUACAACUGCUCCCAAGACCAAGCAGCCACCACCUGCUAAAACAGUCCCUCAAAAGAAACCACUCACCAAGUCAACUCUCCAAGCACACAACAGACCCACACCUAGUAAGAGAGAUUCUGGCUCCAGUCAUAAGUCUUCUGACUCUAACAAGUCUUCCUCAAAAGUUGUGCGCUCACCAAGAACAUCAACUUCUUCCUUUAAUCAUACUGAUCGGAAUAAAUCUGCUUCAAAUGCAAGUCUUCAUUCUCAAGGUAGUACUGCUUCUAAUAAUAGUUCCAGCCGACCAACUUCCUCACGGAAAGCACCAUUGAAGAAGACCACCUCAACUCCAGUCACCCAGACUAAAACAAAGACUGCUAUACCAACAACAGGUCGCCCCAAGAGACCAAGCCUGGGUAUAAGUGCCAAAACAAAGUCUACUUCUAACACAAGCCUCAAUUCUGCAAACAGUGCCUCUACAAAUAAGAGUGAAAGUGCCAAGCCACCCCGUGCUGCUACACCAUCCCAGGGCCUCAAAAAAGAAAAGGACACUGUCUUUUCACGCCUGAACAGCAUGCGUCGUAAAGGUCCACCCAAAAUUCCAGAUGGCCACUCUGAAACAGUCACACAUGCUCCGAAAGAUAUUCCAGAGGUCCAUGGUUCUCCUAGGCACACAACAGAGGUGAAGCAGUCACCAAGGCACGCAGCUGAAGCCAAGUCAUCCCCCAGACAUCCUGCAGUUUCCCACGAGUCCAAAACUGGCAAGAUGCACCCAAGAGUUGCCUCACCACAGCCACAGUAUGACGGGGGCUCACAGAAAACCACUCCAAGGUCCAUUACCCCCGAGCCUAGUGGCGGAAGCCAGGCCGAUGUUUUUUCAAGACUCACCGCACCAUACAGCAGCCUCCGCAGGAAGACAGCAUCUCCAGUCACCACAACCAACAGCACAGAAUUCGAUGUAGGUGAGAGCCCACUUCGAAGAAUGGGGAGUGUGCGAAGAAGCAAGGGCAUUCCAACGAUCACUAAGACAGGACCACAUCAGGAAGAAUCGACAAGUUCUGUUGUUAUGAGACCCAAAAAAGCAGGAGUGACUGAUGCUUCCAAACGGCGAAGUAUCAGUACUGCCAAUCCUAUUGCAGAUUCAGAAAAACAUGAUCUGGAGAUGUCUGGUCUCUCUACGGUGAAUGAAAACGAUCUGCCUGAUAAAUCCCCAUCAUUUUUACAAAAGUUGAUGGGGAAACCAAAAGAUAAGUCACCAUUCCGUAAGUCAGCUCUCAAUAAAGGGGACCCUCAUAUAAAAGCAGCUGACAGAAAAAAGGCAGGUGUAUGGAAAUAAUAAUAACUGCAUUUUGUUUAACUUCCACUUACUAUUUAUGUAUGGUUUGUUAUUAACCUUUGUUUUCUUGUUUGAUAGAAAAUAGAGUAGCACAAUUUGUCAAAAUAUUGUUAAUUCCAAGUAGUUAAUUUAAAUGUGCUGCUUGACUUAUCACAUUUUGGUAGUUUCUCUUCCAUGAUGAAAUACAGGAGUUGAUAUUUUCCUCACCAGUCAUAAUAUAUUUUAUGUCAUGAGAAAUAUUGACCAGUCUUCCAGGGGUACAUCAGUUCAUCACUGAUUGAUUCUUAAACA